This is a messenger RNA of Purpureocillium lilacinum, 633 nucleotides long. The record is from RefSeq and is a predicted model, not a curated record. Lineage: Eukaryota; Fungi; Ascomycota; Sordariomycetes; Hypocreales; Ophiocordycipitaceae.
AUGGGCACUCAGUCCAUGCCAGUGUUCGCCUGUCUAGACCGUUGCGUGUCAGUCCAGGCCACCAUUCGAGCGGACACGCUGGAGUUCCUCAUAGAGCCUCGAAAGGGCUUUACUCGCCGGCUAUGGCGGAAACUCGACACAGACGGCGUGGAGGCAAAGCCGGGUAGCAGUGUCUGGGUUUGCUCGAAGAACAGUGACAAAUCGGACCUGCUCCUCGCUCAAAUCAACAAAGCACUGGUAAAAGACAGCACAGAAAGGCGCAUAAGAAUCUUGAUUUACAAAGACGCGCACAUCCGCAACAGGGACAAUGGCAACGAGCGAAGAAACCUGGCGGAGGCGGAAUCGGAGGAGGGAACCACAUACACGGGUAGAGUGACUACAAGCACCAAACAGAUUGACAUGUUACAAGUUCUGAAUGACGAAAGUAUCUUUGAGGAUCCGACACAAUGCCACUUUGACUUUGAGGAGGACGGAGAAAAGGACGGAGAAAACUUUCUUGUCUUGGUUUCUGCAACACCAUGGGUCCGGGACAAGCUGAAGCAUGCCGUCUCCAAGUCUGCAAAGCGAAUAACACUCAAGCAAUUGGACUACCAGAUAGAAGAGGAGCCUGUGGAUGCGGUUCCUCAGACUUAG